Dreissena polymorpha is the source of this 919-nucleotide messenger RNA. Its product is annotated as baculoviral IAP repeat-containing protein 8-like. The transcript has 3 exons. The record is from RefSeq and is a predicted model, not a curated record. The coding region runs from base 177 to 437 and encodes 86 amino acids. NCBI's taxonomy places the organism in Eukaryota, Metazoa, Mollusca, Bivalvia, Myida, Dreissenidae.
GAAACUCUCUAGUUUUACUUAUGAAUAAAUAAUUUACCGGGGCCGGUCGUAAAUAGUGUCUGUUACCUAUCAAUGAAACGCCUGCAACAUGCGCACUAUAUAAUGCUGUGUAUUUCAUUGCAGGCGAACAGUUUAAGCGCGCAUUCUCUUUUGAUCAUAAGAUUGUUCCUAAGGAAAUGGAGAAAAAAACACAUUUAUUGGAUAUACUGGACGCUAAUGCUCCGCAACAAACAAUUGAAGAUAUCAUGCGUGAAAAUGAAGAAAUGAAGCAAAGGCUGAUGUGUACAGUGUGCCUUGACAAGUUCAGAUGCAUCGUGUUCCUACCAUGCAGACAUCUAUUGGCCUGUGAACAGUGUGGUCUUCCAGUAAAUACUUGCAUGAGAUGCAACACAAUGGUGAAGGAACACAUGAAAGUCAUACGAGCAGUUUCAAACUGAAUGGACAAAGAAAAUGUCUACACUUAUUAACUAUGUGUGUAUUAUCAAUCACUUCUCCUUGUCUUUUCUAUCAAUACAUUUAUAUUACGUUUUUUGUAAGAAGUACACUGUUCGAUAUAUUCCUAUGAAUCAGUUGUAGUACAUACUCCUUCGUUAUUGUUAACAAACUGUUACAUACAUUGAGUCCCAUUAUAAUCGACGUGUAAUGCAUAAGGCGGUUUAUUUAGCAUCACCUGUUUGCAAUGGUUUCAGGUUGUUGUUAUAUUUUAACAUAUACGUUGUAAUAAAUUAAAAUUAAGUUAUACAAGUUAUUCACCCAUCCUGUAACUUAUGUAACGAUUAUAGCCACGCUAUAUGUAUUAGUUCAUGUUUGAAAUGUUAUUAUAUACCUUUUCUAUGUGUUCAACACAAUAACUUAUUUUCCAGUAUAUCUCAGUUGACUAAAAUAUGUUCAUGUGUUUAAAACAUUAAGUAUGUAUGAA